UUAAUGAAUUUGCUGUGGUAAAUUAUAUUUUCCUAGGAUUUUGUAUUGGCGGCUUCUGUUGCAAUGGGUGGCAGGAGUUAUUAUUGUGACUAUUGUUGCUGCUAUUUAAAAAAUAAUUUAAGUGUACGAAAGAGACAUGAAUCAGGAUUAUCACAUUCCAUAGCAAAGUAUACCUAUAUGCGACAAUUCGAAGAUCCAUACGUUGUAUUGAUGGAAGAAAACGCAAAAAGUCCAUGUAUUCAUUUUCAAAGGAACAUCUGUAGAUUUGGUUUAUAUUGUCAACACUCUCAUUUUAGUACAGCAGAUAAACAAAAGUUACAAAAAAUUGUUAACACUUUGCAAAAAAAGAAUAACUUAAAGCACGCAAAAAGUAUAGCAUCACAUAAUUGGAGAAAUAUAUUACCUUGGAAUGUUACUGCCACCGGCAAUCACAGAAAAGCUAAGUUAUCAAAGAACCUGCCUCCGUCUUUGAAGGCAAUUAAUUUUAAUAUAUUAUGUAAAGACUUAAGUAAUGAAGAGUGGGGACGCAUGUAAAUUUUGUUAAAUGUGUUUUCCAUCAAUGUUUGUUAUUAGAGCAUUUUAUAGUAUUUUUAUAAUUAUAAAAUACAUAAUAUAG
Molecule: messenger RNA, 616 nt
Organism: Teleopsis dalmanni
Lineage: Eukaryota; Metazoa; Arthropoda; Insecta; Diptera; Diopsidae
Exons: 3
Coding region: 64-534 (156 amino acids)
Cellular component (GO): U12-type spliceosomal complex
Molecular function (GO): zinc ion binding
Source: RefSeq, a predicted model, not a curated record